Messenger RNA from Dentiscutata heterogama, 924 nucleotides. The record is from the annotation of a GenBank genome assembly. NCBI's taxonomy places the organism in Eukaryota, Fungi, Glomeromycota, Glomeromycetes, Diversisporales, Gigasporaceae.
GAAGAAGCAAUGACGAAUCAGAAGGGCCUCCAGGAGGGGAUAAAUGAACAAGAUGGUGGCAUCGUAAUGGAGGAGAGGGAUACUGACUUAGCAGGUGAUGUUCUGGAUGCAACAUCUCAAGAAGCGGAUAAUGCUUUUAGAGAUAAUCUUGCUGCACGUUUUCAGAAGAAGGAAAGAAUCGAAGCAGUUUCAAAAUUGUCAUCUCCAAUUUUCAUGAUGAAUGAAGGGUUAUCGUUGUCUUCAACCUUCACAAUGAACAAUGGUCAUAAGAUUCCAUUACUAGCUAUAGGUAUGGGUGGCGUGGGUGAUGGUACCGAAGCUCCUCAAGGGGAAACUACGCAAAAUGUCAUUUUAUGGGCUCUAGAAUCUGGAUACAGGCAUAUAGACACUGCAUCAAGAUAUGGCAAUGAAGAGGACAUUGGAAUUGGAAUCAUCAAAAGUGGUAUUCCGCGUGAUCAAAUUUUUAUUACUACAAAAAUCUGGGAUAUGGAUCAAGGUUACGAAUUAACUCUCAUGGCCGCAGAGACUUCCUUAUCAAGAUUUCAAACUUCUUAUAUCGACUUGCUGCUCAUACAUUCACCUAGGCCUGGCUCUCAAAAACGUAUAGAAAGUUAUAGAGCUUUACAAGAAUUAGUUAAGCGAGGAAAUGUUAGAAGUAUUGGUGUAUCAAAUUAUGGUGUAAAACAUCUAAAGGAGUUGAUGGAUACUAAUCCUGAAAUUAUACCUGCCGUUAACCAGAUUGAAGUUCAUCCUUGGAACAAUCGAAAAGAAAUUAUAUCUUAUUGCACUAAACAUAAAAUUAUUGCAGAGGCUUUUUCUCCACUUACCAGGGGGAAAAAAUUAAAUGAUCGUGCUCUUGUUAACAUCGCUGAGAAAUAUAAUAAAUCUGCCGCUCAAAUUUUGAUUCGUUGGAUAAGCAUAUAA